UCGUCAGUCGGACUCGGGCCGUCGUCGGGUGUGCACGUGUGUGUUGCAUGUCGCUGGUCGCGUUUACGUGCGCGAGCGUACACGGGCUUGUCACUGAGAAAAAAAAUCGAGGUAAGAAUUCUCACUUCGACUCGUCGAUCGUUGAUGCAUCUCGGAACGAGAGUCGCCGAGUGUCGUCAAGUAUCCCCGUCACCCACACCAGGUGAUCCGCCCGGCGAGGAUCCCGUGCUCUCUCGCGGACUCGCCCUUAGCGCUCGAGCGUAGCAUGUCUUGACGAGUAGGAGGCACGUUCUCGACAAGGGUUUUUGGCAGAUAAGGAUCCGGCAAAAUGGCGGGCGGUCAGCAGCUUCCGGAGCAGUACACGGUACCACAAUACGCGAAGAUCUUUCACAGUCUGCCGCACCUCAACGUCUCUCUACACUCGGUCAAUAACACAUUCAACCCGCAUUCCGAAAUAUAUUUGGAGAGCCUCGGGAUAUUGGGAAGUAUUCCUGCAGCCUGGUUAAUCUUAACGUUGCUGGUAUUGUUGGUUUAUUUGGUAACGAGAUGCUGCGACCGGAGGCCGCGCCCCAAGAAGUCGAUAACCGCAUUGAAGUGUUCCUUGGCCAUCCUAGCGUUGCUCUGUAGUGGAGCAGUUGCUGUUGGUCUUUAUGGCAACGACGACGUGCACAACGGUUUAGUGCAACUGGUAGCCGCGGCGAAGAACGUCGAUGGAAUCCUCAUGGGCGUCAGAAAUCAGACUGACACUAUAGAAGCGACUCUGAAGAAAAAAGUGCAACCGCAAUUGACCGCCCUAGGUGACGAAUUCGACGCUCCGGUCAGCAAUAAAACUAUGUUAGGCUGGCUAUUGGUGGCACUUAACGGUAUGAAGCAAAACACGAGCAUCGCUGUAAAUCGGAGUUUCGAGAUACGAAAGCCCUUAAGCGGUAUCAGUCUCGCUGGCGCCAUCGGAAUGGGAGAGAAGAUCGAGCAAUUAAGAUGGCCUAUCACUAUGGCAGUCUUGAGCGCUCUACUUGUUCUUUGUGUGGUUCUGGUGGUCGGUGUUGCACGGCACUCUAGAUGCGUCCUCAUAACAUUCUCCGUAUUCGGCUUAUUUGCGGUAAUCGUCUCUUGGCUCAUGGCUUCCUUAUAUCUGGCCACUUCUGUAGCACUAGGUGAUCUUUGUGUAUCGCCCGACGGUUAUCUAAGCAAAGCCGUACCGUCGACCUUAGCCUCCGAGGUACUCUCGUACUACACACAUUGUGAGAACACGCGCAGUAAUCCAUUUACGCAGAGAUUGCGGGACGCGCAACGUGCGGUGGGAAACAUGAGGCACAAUUUGAAUAGCGUGACUAAAUUAGCGAUAGAACUGUUUAAGGAUCAGCAACUCCAGCCGAAACUCAGCAGCUUGUCCACCGAUGUUAAUACUGUAGACAGACUUGUAUCGGGCCUGGCCACAUUACUCGACUGCAAAGCUCUACACAAGCAAUACGUUCAUGCCGCUAAGAGUCUAUGUCACUUGGGAUUGUACGGAUUAAGCUUUAUGCUAAUAGCCAGUUUAGCCGCAGGUCUCUUGUUCACUGUACUAGUUUGGGUGGACUCGCAUACAUGGAUAUAUAUACGAAAACGAAGGGAUUACCAUCAAGUCGAUGAACAAGAUCCUUACUUACCACCGUCGGCAGCCUCGCAAGCGAUAGCAGCGCGGACCCUUCGAGGCCAAGGGUCGUACCCGCCUACAGCCCCUACGCUUAAUUCGAAUGCUCUUGGCACUCAUAAUACGAUUAAGCAGCCUCUCUUGCUAACGCCGCCCCCACCGUCCUACGCUACUGCGACUGCUCGAGCACGUCAACUGCACGAGAGCAUGUUAAAAGGUGGGGGUGUUAACGGGAGCGGAGCAGGCGGGGAUCAUAAAUCAUCUCAGCAUAAUCAGCAAUCAACGGGUGGACGAGCUGAACACCGUUCUGGACUCGGAGAUCAACCUGGCCAGUACGCGACUCUGAGCAAACAGUGCAAAACGCUAGAAUCCAGUGACUUUUACUGAGGGCACGCCCCCGCAGGGCCCGGUAGAGAACCACCUUGGACGCCCAGCGUGGCGUCCUUCACCGGUACCCUGUCUCACAAUUCGCACGGACCCGCGCACCUUGCCACUUUCCAGGACUCUCGCAAGACGCAAACGCUGGAUCCGAAGAACCUGGCCAAUCUAAAGAGGGGUCCGACUCCGGCCUGGAAUCAAAAUCGACCGCUCCCGCCGAAUCCCGCGAGUCAACAGCAGCCCACGUGGGAGUUCGAGUCGCGCUCGCAGACUAACAUGAAUCAGUUUCGAUCGUUGGUGCGGAACAAGGCGCCUAACAUUCGCAUUCAGGAUCAGAUGCAGGAUCAGGUCAGGACUUUGGACAGAAAUUUCUCGCGCAGUCAGUUCAACGGUACCGCCGCGCAAAAUAACACGGUGCCGAAUAUGUACGGUACGUAUAAUCGAGCGCAGGGGAGGCAGGAAAAGCCGACUGUGGCCACGCUGAGUCAGGUACAGGGUAGCGAUCCUAAUCUGUAUGCCGUAACGGAACUCUAAUCAUGGUAAAGAAAGAAGAGACGAUCGUAUUCAAUGUAUGUGAAUCAUAUUUUCAAAACAUUGUCAUUUUACCUGGGGAAAAAUCUUGUCCUUCGAUGAAGGACAAGUUCAAGUCGUACGAUUCGGAGUUCCUAUUUAAGAGAAAAAAAUGGCAAAUCGAUUUCGGGGAUCUGCGAUAAAAGUGAGGGAAAAAGAUGUGAGGAGGAGGAGACGAGAAAAAUCUUAGAGAACCUAGAAACUUGUGUGAGACAUACUUUAUAUCCGAGAUUUUGUACUUGUAUAUCAUGUACAGUGAUUGUGGUACGUCCUUCUGUGUUAGCCUCUCUCUUUGUUAUCGCGUUCUUGAUCAGAUCGCGCGCGAAGUAUCCAGAGAGGAAUAGGUACUUAAAGCGGCGACGUAUGUAUUUAUUGCUUGGUUGGUUGAUCGACAAGGUACAUCUCAACGAAUAAGCACAAAGAUCUUCAUAUAAAGAUAUUUACAUUGACAUCAUUUACAGAGAGACUAUUCGCUUGUUCAUUCUAAAUUAGCUGUUAAUUUCGCGUACAAUGUUUAACUUGAGGAAAGUUAAAUAUCGUUGAAUGUCCUGAAGAAGAAAUACCAAAAUAUACAAUGAGGGAGAGAGAUAUACCGAGGUUUUUAUAUAUAUACUUUUUACAUUUUAUCACCGAGGGAAUCUACGUUGAAUUUUUCUCUGAGAGAUAUGCAAUACACUUUAUAUAUAUAUGUGUGAACGCGUUAUAUAUACAUACAUCUCUAGUUACCGUACGAAUGUCUCGUGAUUUUUACGAGACACUUUGGCAGAAGUCGAUUGAUGUACGAUGUACUGCCAAUGCUUAGGCGAAUAUAUUUUUUAAGUACAAACAUGAUGGUAGCACAGAUGUUAUGCGUUUUCAAUUUUCACAUGCGGAAGAGGAGCUAAAACACGCGCGUGAGUGUCCGAUUUAUUAUAAAAAUUACUGGAAAUCUACUUCCACAAGUCGUACUAGUUAAACUUACUGUAUUACUUUUUUUUUAAGGCGGUGGAAGAAAUGGAUCUAAAAUCGAAUCUUACUUUGUAAGGAUAGAAAAUGAAUUUUCUGCGGACUGCAGUCUUCCUGAGAGACAUUCUGUAACACCAGAGAUAUACCGGGUAUAUAAUCUAGCGAUUAUUUGAUGUUUGUCAAAUAGCGUCGAAUAUCAAAUAAUUAUUUUAACACCAAUGUUAAAAUAAUAAAGAUGAUGAGAAGUAGAAUUUACGUGAAAAGGCUCAUCUUUUAAAAAAUUUUAACGUAACUUUCAGUAAUUAUUUCCCGCUUGCUAGAUAUCUUUAUAAUCGCCACGUUUUAAUCGUAAAUAAUUAGAUCCGAGUAUCAAGGAAUAAUUUUGUGCCUGAAUAACCGGAUGAGUGUUGUUUACGAUUAUCAGAGCAUCCGCUUGGCAAUUCGUCAAUUCUUGCCUGAACGGAUGCCUGAGGUUGUAGUGUAUUCGGUACAUCUCUAAUUGACUACUAUUUAGAAAUUUCUAAGAGUCGAUAGAUUUUCAAACGAUAACAAGUGACUUUAUACCAGCAUCCGCAUAUAAUUCAGUAAAUCUGUAUAUAAACAG
Molecule: messenger RNA, 4130 nt
Organism: Camponotus floridanus (Florida carpenter ant)
Lineage: Eukaryota; Metazoa; Arthropoda; Insecta; Hymenoptera; Formicidae
Gene: tty
Product: protein tweety
Exons: 9
Coding region: 329-2020 (563 amino acids)
Cellular component (GO): plasma membrane
Molecular function (GO): intracellularly calcium-gated chloride channel activity; volume-sensitive chloride channel activity
Source: RefSeq, a predicted model, not a curated record